Messenger RNA from Artibeus jamaicensis (Jamaican fruit-eating bat), 5135 nucleotides. It is a transcript of the gene LGALSL, whose product is annotated as galectin like. Gene Ontology annotation, molecular function: carbohydrate binding. The record is from RefSeq and is a predicted model, not a curated record. NCBI's taxonomy places the organism in Eukaryota, Metazoa, Chordata, Mammalia, Chiroptera, Phyllostomidae. The transcript has 5 exons. The coding region runs from base 509 to 1027 and encodes 172 amino acids.
CUACCCGAACAGGCCGGUCCUCCCGCCCCAGCCUCCCGUCGCCGUCCAAUGGCCGAAAGGCAGGACAAGCUGAGCAAGCCGCGGCAGCCCGGCCGGGUCCCCGCCCUGUUCCCGGUUCCCAAGGUGGGCCCCUGCGGCCUUUAAAUGCCGCCCAGGGCCGGUGCAGUGAAGCCCUGGCCACCCUUCUUCUUCGGGCGGCGACAGCAGCACCCUGAGGCAGAAGGCAGCCCGACUCUUCAGCUGCGGUCAGGGCAGCUGCGGCCACCUCCGACCUCCUGGCGGGCACCGCCUCCAACUCCCCUCCCCCACCUCUCCGGCCUGCCUACCGGGUCGGCGUGGGGCCCAGGCGCGCGCCCGCGCGCGUCCGUGUGUGCGCGCGCCCGAGCCAUUCUCGGACCCGCGCCCCCGCCCGGCGCAGGACUACCCCGGGAUCUCCGUCGGCUCGCAGAGUCUCCAGUCCCCCGACACCCGGCCUCCAGUCGUGCAGCCCGCCGCGCUCUGCAAGAAGAUGGCGGGAUCGGUGGCAGACAGUGAUGCCAUAGUGAAACUAGAUGGUGGACAUUUAAACAACUCCUUGAGCUCUCCAGUUCAAGCCGACGUGUACUUCCCACGACUGAUAGUUCCAUUUUGUGGGCAUAUUAAAGGGGGCAUGAGACCAGGCAAGAAGGUGUUAGUGAUGGGCAUCGUUGACCUCAACCCUGAGAGCUUUGCCAUCAGCUUGACCUGUGGUGACUCGGAAGAUCCUCCAGCUGAUGUGGCAAUUGAACUCAAAGCUGUGUUCACAGACCGGCAGCUACUCAGAAAUUCUUGUAUAAAUGGCGAAAGGGGUGAAGAGCAGUCAGCAAUCCCUUACUUUCCAUUCAUCCCGGACCAGCCAUUCAGGGUGGAAAUUCUCUGUGAGCACCCACGUUUUAGAGUGUUUGUGGAUGGACAUCAACUUUUUGAUUUUUACCACCGCAUUCACACAUUAUCUGCAAUUGACACCAUAAAGAUAAACGGGGACCUCCAGAUCACAAAGCUCGGCUGAUGUUUAAACCACCUCUGUUUCAUAAACAGGAACAGGUGCCACAACUCCCUGACUGUUGGUCUGGAAGAAGUGUCUUGGCAACACCUGGAGACUUAAAAAGGAAACAAAAACAAAAGGCAAGCUCUACUGUCUCUUCUUUGCAGUUUAAACCCAAAAUGGCUUCAACCGAGGUUCGCCCUUAAGAACUGUCGGCACACAGACACCGAGCCCUUAUUCCCAGAACAAAGUAAUACAUUUAUGCUGGAUUUUAUUCAGAUAAACUGAAGUGGAUUCGUGAUGAUUUGUGAUUUGGUAGCAAGUUAUCUUUUCAAAGCAAGGUGAUGCUCAGAAACAAAAGUGCUAAAGACAAAAUAACAACAAAAACGGUACACCGAAGUCAACUCAUUCUGCACUGAAGUGGAAUUGCGUCGCACAACCAACAUUUUAGUCAGGGUAUUUACAUGGAAUGUAGGCUGUUCAAGGUUCGUUUGGCUGUCUGUUUUUGUUUUUGUUUUUUUUGCAUAGCAUUAUGUUAAUUCAGGUUUUUAAAGCUUUCUCAUAUUUAUUUAUACUCAACGUAUGUAUUAGAGAAUGAUUAAUAUCUCAACAACAAGUUAAGAACUUUUGAAUGUACAAAUACCUUAGGUCCCAGGGGGAAAAGUACAUAUCACAGUCAUGAAACAGGUGGAUUUCUGCCUUAAAGAAUUGGCUCAUAUCCUCCAGACUCCUAACUCUUAGGAUCUCUUGAUAUAAAUUGCUGUAAGUGCUUUGGGGAAGAUUUUCCAACAUUUUGGGAAAACUGCUUUUUGAGUUAUUAAUAAUUAAUGUAAAAUUAUAUUUACAUUGCUUUUUCUCCUUACUGUGAGUUACCACAGUAUUGGCUUUUUAAAAAUACUCUAGCUACUUUUCCCUAGAUUUACAUAAUGUCUCCAUAAGUUGCUAUUAAACUAAUUGACAACAUAUGAGAAGUGAUUGCAUAGACAAUUUUUAAAUGACUAUUAUAUGAACUUUUAAGGGGAUAAUAUGAAAAUGAUACUGGACUGCAGUGUAAAGCAGAAGCAAAUGACCCCAGAUAACUUACUUGCAAAUAAUUUAUAUCAACUUAUGCUGUUAGCUCAUUGUAUCACUUUUAUUACGUGACCCUCACCAGUAUCCCUAAGCAAUGCCUUUGCAGCUUCAGAGUAGAAGAUGCUUCCUGUUUUCUGGGUUGGCUCUGCUGAGAUACUAGGAUAAGACAGGCUCCAGAUUAGGAGGUGAUCCAAUUAGUUUAUCUAAAAGGUUAACCCCCAGAACUCCAGGUCUUUGAGUCCAGCGAAUAGUGCAAACACUCCCAGCUAAGCUGUAGGAGACUCCUGCACCUGUGGAACUGAUCGGACAGCAGUGCCUCUCUAGCGGGAGCCUGCAGUGCUGUUAGUGUUGAGAGUCAAGGGGGGUGGUGGUCCUGGGUGCCAAACUCCCCCAACCACAUUGGCCCUGGAGGGAAGGACCCUUGGCAUUGCUUUGGUCAGGUAGUGGGGGGAUGGGGAGAAAGGGGUGCUGGGGUAGGGGUGUAUUUAUACAUAAUUUAGGUUUUGUUUGUACAGCAUACCGCGUCUUAUUAUGACAUGUCAUUGCCCAGCUUUGCUUUUGAGUUUUUUUACACAACAUGCAGAGGCACUGAGAUGGCCAUGUCGUUUCAUGUGUCAAGAAUGUAGACAGUGUUUCGGUACCAAAGUCUCAGAAAAAGAAAACUAAAACUUCAAAAUUUUUUAUAGAUGAUAUAUUUGGAUUCUUCUAACCUUUGAACCUGUUUAGCACAGUUCCAUUGUGUUAUAUAAGAAGAUACUUUACCCAAACAAGACUGGCUGAGCAUUGAAAAGCUGUGUGGACCAGCUGACUUAAUCAGCCAUAUUCAGCCAAGAGGGCUGUCCUGUGGCUCCAGGUAUUUUCAAGUCUGUGGUUAACUUCUCAUGGCUCACAAAGCCACUAGAUUUUGAGGAGUGUCUGUAGAGAAACUUGGAGGGUAUCCUGAAAUAUAUCUGUAGGGGUUUUGAUUCUACUUAUGGUGGAAGACCCCCACCGGAGGUUUCCCUUGCGUGGCCAUCCAUUCCCACCCACUGCAUAAUUCAGCAGAAACUAGAGGAGUUGGAAGUGUAACUGAUUGGAAUUGACACUCUGCACUAUCCACCUAUCAGCUAACCGGUUAGCAGCCAAGCCCUUAGGCAGCUUAGUGUAAAGAUGGGCUGUUAACCCUUCAUUUCUCUAUGGGGUCUGUGGGAACCUCUUAGAAUUAAUAUAAAUGAUGUGAUAGUUUGAUUCAGAUAUAGGUAAAUUAGUAGGGGCCUAACCCAGCAGUACUGAUCAUUAGCUAUAAACUAGAGACAAUGUUCAAACAAUGUUCACUCCCUCUCAUUGGCAUGUAAGGUCUACGGUGGGAAUUCAGGAUAGAAAGUGCAAUUUAAAGCUUCACAGGAAAGCAUCGGGUAUGUAAGGAGUUAUUUCUGACCAGAGCCCUCUUUUGCAAUGUGACCAAAACCAAGGAGUGUGACAACAGUCAGGCUCUAGGAGAAUAAAAGGCAGGCUUUAGACAAUCUGUCCAUUUCUGCAUCAAAAUUGGAGUGAAUGUUUAUAUCUGCGUAAAAGUCAAUGGAAGUGGCUUCUACUUCUGGGCUAUCCCAGAAUUGUCUUAAAGUUCUUCAUUAUUUUUUUAAUUUGAAACCCCAUUUCAAAUCUUGCCACCCUCAGUUCAAAACCCUCUAACAGAUCACUCAUAGAAUUGAAGGUGAUUUGUUAAAAUGGCAAACCUUUUCAUUUGCAUUAAAAAGAAAAUAUCCAAAAAGAGGGAGGGAGCCCUACUGCCUGGAGAGAAACAGCCUCGGCGUUUUCCGGCAUUACUGUAGAGAUAAUGUUCCUCUGACGGAUAUUUUCAAAGAAACACUUUCUUAUUUACUGUGUGGUGUAAAAUGUGCAUAAUAUGUUCUUACAUUAUUAUGUCACUGCUGAAAGUUAUUUGCACUAUAAUAAAGAAAUUUUCUACAAAAUGGUUUCCAGUUGAUAGCAUGCUAAAUUUGGCACCAUUGUGAUGUACGUCCCAUAAACCAUAUAUAGCAGUGUUUCCUCACUUUCACACGCACCUUCCAAGACCACAUGUCCCCAUGUCCCACACUGAUAAACUGGUCAAAGGAAAGGAGAUUGUCUCAGGGCCAUGAGAGACCUACUGAGUUUAUGUUGUGUAUGCAAUGGAUUCUUUCACUUUCUUUAAAAUUUUAUUCCAUUACUAUUUAUCCUCCUUAAGCCCCCCUUCCCUGCCCCAUAACUACCAAACUGUUGUUCAAGUCCAUGAGUCCUUCUUUUCUCUUGCUUCCUCCACCCCCUCACCUCCUUCCCCCUUAGAUGUCCUCUGACCAUCUAUCUAUGAGUCUGCGUCUGUUUUGCUUGUUAGUUCAGUUUGUUCAUUAGAUUCCACAUAUGAGUAAAAUCAUAGGUAUGUGUGUUUCUCUGACUGGCUUAUUUGACUUCGCAUGUCUCCAGGUCCAUCCAUGCUGUUGCAAAGGGUAACAUUUUUUUUCUUUUUUACAGCCAAAUAGUGUAAAUGUCCCAUAGUUGUUUUAUCCACUCAUCUGCUGAUGGACAUUUGGGCUGCUUCCAUAUCUUGGUGAUUGUAAAUAACACUGCAACAAACAAAUGGGUGCUUAUGUUCUUUUAAAGUAGUGUUUUGAGUUUCUUCAGAUAUAUUCCCAGACAAGGGAUCACUGGGUGAAAAAGUAGUCCAUUUUGAGGCAUCUGCAUACUGCUUUCCACAGUAGCUGCACCAGUCUGCAUUCCCACAAACAGUGCAAAAGUGUUCCCUUUUCUCCAUCAUCCUCACCAGCAUUUGUUUGUUGAUUUAUUGAUGAUACCCAUUCUGAUAGGUGUGAGGUGAUAUCUCACUGUGGUUUUAAUUUGCAUUUCAUUGGUGAUUAGUAACAUUGAGCAUCUUUUCAUGUAUCAGCCAUUUGUAUGUCCUCUUUGGAAAAGUGUCUCUUCAGACGGGGCUUUUGCCCAUUUUUUAAUUGGAUGGCUUUUUUUUGGUGUUGAGUUUUAUAAAUUCUUUAUAAAUUUGGGGCAUUAACCCCUUACCAGAUGUAUCAGUAAAUAUAUUUUCCCGUUC